Messenger RNA from Hyposmocoma kahamanoa, 956 nucleotides. RefSeq names its product mediator of RNA polymerase II transcription subunit 18 (gene MED18). Gene Ontology annotation, molecular function: transcription coregulator activity. The transcript is spliced from 5 exons. Lineage: Eukaryota; Metazoa; Arthropoda; Insecta; Lepidoptera; Cosmopterigidae. Gene Ontology annotation, biological process: regulation of transcription by RNA polymerase II; termination of RNA polymerase II transcription. Gene Ontology annotation, cellular component: mediator complex; core mediator complex. Bases 100 to 771 code for a protein of 223 amino acids. The record is from RefSeq and is a predicted model, not a curated record.
AUAGAGCUAUUUUGAUUUUGGUUAUGUUAUGUACUUAAUAAACAGGGUAAAACUUGCGAAAAAUACAAACUAUUCGUGAAUGUUAUCUUAAUUUGUACAAUGUCGGGUGGAAACGCUGCUCCCAUCACUGCUACUGACAGCUUAUCUCAAGCGGUGAAAGCUAAUAUCAUACCAAACCAAGAGUACUUAUUACAGGGUUCGGUAUUGGAUUCAGCUGUUGAGGUGCUUCUACACCGUCUCCGUGGCUUGUGUGACAACGUUGACGCUGGGCCAGAAACCUUCGAUGACCAGGAGGUUUGCUUUAGUUUGCGGGAUCCAAAUCAACAGACAACACCUCUGAUGCUUCGUGUUCGCAAAGCUUUAGACGCACGUGAUAUGCCGUUUCAACUUCGAUACAUUGGGCAGCCAGACCUAGGUGACAAGAGCAGACCAACGGUGGUUCGGUCCAGUUUAGACAUUGCUUGCAGUGGGAUGCUGAUUGAAUUUCUUAAUGAACUUGGAUGUCGUAUCGAGUUUGAAUAUAGUAUUAAAGGGUACAUGUUUCGAAAAGGCCGUAUGAAAAUCACAGUAGCUAAAGUGUUCAAGAUCUCCCAGACAUCAAUGCCACCAGAACCUAUUUCACAGAGCUAUUUAGUAGAACUUUCUGUACUUGCACCUCAUGGUCAAGAUGCGAUCGCAGAGGAUAUGCGAAUGUUCGCAGAGCAGCUACGGCCGCUGGUACAGCUCGACAAGAUUGAUUAUAAACGGCUCGGGCACAUGCCCGUCGCCUAGCCCAUGUUUCUUUCCUAGGCUGGCUUGAGAGGAUAAGAACGUGAUAUGGCCCUUUUACACUAAGUGAAAGUCGAGAUCCGUGUCAAGCAAUGUAAUGGUUCAUAAAGAUGAAGACGACACUGAAUAACAACUUAUUUAUAUAUUUGAAUAAAUAUGAAAUAAUUUUCUGCUAUUUAAUUUCAAUA